Magnolia sinica is the source of this 2834-nucleotide messenger RNA. RefSeq lists its product as uncharacterized. Gene Ontology annotation, molecular function: RNA binding. The record is from RefSeq and is a predicted model, not a curated record. Bases 70 to 2628 code for a protein of 852 amino acids. NCBI's taxonomy places the organism in Eukaryota, Viridiplantae, Streptophyta, Magnoliopsida, Magnoliales, Magnoliaceae. The transcript has 6 exons.
UCCCAACUAACCGAACCAAAACCUCUCUAAAACCCUCUCUCUCUCUCUCUCUCUCUCUCUCUCUCUCAAAUGGCCCUCUGUCGUCUCUCUGUUGCAGAGAAAAGGCUCCUCUUGCAGAAAGAAGGAUUUUUUAAACCAGCAAGAAGAUGGUGUUCUUCUUCUGCUUCUCCUUCUACUUCUAAGAAGAGUAAGAAGACAUCUCCUUCCAAGAAAAUGGAAUCCAUGAAAGAGCAGAGAGCGAUUGCCGUCGAAUCCGUAGUCAAGAAAUAUAUGGAAUUGAAUCCUGGAGUCUUCCCGAAAGUGACACAAGUUCAUGAAGAAGUUGGGGGAUCAUGGUACAUCUUGAAAGACAUCCUUACGGUACUGAAGGAAAGGAUGACGGUCAAUACUCAGAUUCAGACAGAAAUCGCAAGUGCAAAAGAAGAUACUACUGUAGAGGAAGCUUCUAAGGUCACAACAAUAGAAGAAAAUCCAGAUAGUUCCACGCCCAAAAGUAGAGUUCAACUAUCAGACACAACGGCUGAUCUUCACAUGCAUCAGAAAUCUCUGACAGGUGAAAAAUCACUUGUGACAGUAGAGAAGGCUUCUGAUGCUACGGUGAUGGUAGAAGAUUCAAAUAAUGCCAAGCUAGUUGAGGCUCGGGAUGGAUAUCAACUGUCAGAUAAGCAUUCAAACGAAGCCAUGCAGCAGCAUGAGAGAGACCAAGAGGCAUCAGAGCAGCUAGCUGGAAUGAUUAGUCAAAUGCUUGGGGAAGAAGCUGAUAGAGAAUCGCCGAAUGGUUUUUAUUCAAAUGAUGCGAAAUCAAAUAAAGGCACAUUGGUAGAAAAUGAGGACAACCUGCCAGAAAGAAAGGUGACUUCUUCUCUGGCCCAAGAUUGGAAGUCUGUUCCGUCAAGCAUGCCUGUAUCCAACGGGCGAAAGGUCACCAGCUUAUCUGAUAUAUUCAAAACUCAAGAGAUGGAUGCGAGAGCAGAUGAGCAAAUGGGCAUGGCAAAUGGUGCCUCAAAAAAUGCUUGGUUUUCAGAUGUGACGAAAGGAACACCCACUGGUGACAAUGAUAGGAGAGAAAGCAGAAAUAGUGGGCUUAGACCCGUCAAAGAUUUUGCUAAAUCACCACAGCUGCGUGCCAUUUUUGAUCAGUUUUAUCGGCCUAAUCGAGGCCCGAGACAUGAAAAUUCAAGGGUCAUUGUGCCCGAAAGGUCGAGGCUUCUAAACCAAGAUGGAAAGCAAAAGACGCCCAGUGGGCCCAGUGUUCGUGAUGAGAUUGAGAAACCUGAGCGAAAAGAAAAACAGGUCUGGCUGAAAGAAUCGAGUUAUUGGGAUUUCAUAGUGAAAGACGACAACGCCAAAGAGGACAAGUCCUGUUGUGGUGGGAUGGAUCGACUUGACAAAGAGGAAGAGCGAACAAGAAUUUCCUUUGAUAUGUUUGACUCUCAGUAUGUGAGUGAGGAUGAAAGUGGAAGUGAGUGUGACAUUGCAGCUUCUGAUUACCUAAAGGCAGAAUCAACUAUGCGGAUUCAGCCUACUCAACCUACUGGUAAAGGACUGAAUACCAACAUGUUUCUUUAUACAGAAAAGGGAAGGGAGCAAAAGUCUCUUGUGGUGAAAUUCUUGCCGAAAUCAGCCAAGGAGGAGAAUAUUCAUGUUGCUUUUGCAUUUUUUGGGCCAAUCUCCAAAAUCUGCAUAGUACCUUCAAGGGAAGAGAAUUGGUUCAAUUAUGCUUAUGUGUACUUCAAGACAGAGGAAGGACUGAGGAAAGCUCUAACAAGAAGAGAAAUGGUUGUGGGUGGUGCAGAUGUUGCUGUGGAAGCUGGUUCUCCUUUGCUGAAAAUGCCUGACAGGAUUUGUUCUCCUGAUCUAGUCAGAGUUCCUAAUGUUCCCACAGCUUUACUGAAAAAUCCAACACGAACAGUUAUGAUCAAAGGUCUGCACGAGGGUCUAGCUUUUCAUCAUCUGAGACGUGCACUCUCCUCCUGCGGAUGCAUCUCUAGCUUCACCAUGGGCCCCUCAAGUGAUGUCGUGUAUGUUGAGUUCGAGACAGAAGAUGCCAAAGAAAAGGCCCUUGCGACACCCUUUAUCUCUGUUUCAGGAAAGCAGCUCUCUCUCCUCAGAAUCGAUACGCCAAGAACAACGGUUGUGCGGAUUUCAAAUACUGCCAAAACCGUAAAUGCAAAGAUAUACCACAUCUGUGCUUCAUAUGGGAAAAUCAAGAGAUUAGUUCGUAGAGGUAUCGACAUCGUUGACGUGCAGUUCCAGCUGAUUGAGUGGGCAAACAUGGUCAAGAUUCUCAAUAGAUUAAAUGGGUUGGUAAUAGAUGGACACCGAUGGGUUGCACGGCCGGGGACUGUUAUACCAGCUGAAAUCCUUCAAACCCUUUGGAGCGAGCCAGAUGGACGGCAAUACGUGUGCUCCCUGAUUCAGAAACUGUGUGGGGAAAUCCAAGGGGGUCUAAUCGAUGCGGCUGAUGUAACUGGUCUUGUAUCAGUAUACUAUAGAGAAGCCCUGGCGGGGACUGUUGUACCAGCUGAAAUUCAUCGAACCAUUUGGAGUGAUCCAGAUGGACAGCAGAAACUGCGCAAGGAAUUCCAAGGAGCGUCAAUGGAUAUGGCUGAGGUAGCUGGGAGUUGAGAGGAGAACAACAACAAGAACAAAGAACAGACCAUGUGGAUUGAGGGUAAAAAGAACUGCUGAAUUAAAGGAGCGUGGAUUUGCCAAUGUUAUUUGUUGUUUUGGCGCUAUUUAUUGAAUUCUCAGCGUCUCAUGAAAGUUGAAAGAGAAGGCAGUUUUGAUGAGAAAUGAGUAUUGCCAUAAUGAUUUAUAUUCAUGUUGUAGCU